Molecule: messenger RNA, 1161 nt
Organism: Eutrema salsugineum
Lineage: Eukaryota; Viridiplantae; Streptophyta; Magnoliopsida; Brassicales; Brassicaceae
Product: inositol-phosphate phosphatase
Exons: 13
Coding region: 215-1030 (271 amino acids)
Biological process (GO): signal transduction; phosphatidylinositol phosphate biosynthetic process; inositol metabolic process
Molecular function (GO): inositol monophosphate 1-phosphatase activity
Source: RefSeq, a predicted model, not a curated record
GACCCGACCCGGAAAAGAUAAAGCUGAUUCAGAUUGCGGAGAGGAUUAACGGAGGAAGGAUAAAAAAAACUUCUUUCUCAUCUCAAAUCUUCCAUCGCAUUUCCGAUUCUGAUCAUCGGGAACGUCCCAUUUUCCGUAGAUUCUACUCUCCACAGAAGCACCCAGAAACAAAGCGUUACUCUUUUUGGCUUCUCUAAACCUCCAUUCAUCGAAAAUGGCUGCCAAUGACUCUCUAGAUCAGUUCUUGGUUGCCGCCAUUGAUGCCGCUCAAAAAGCUGGACAGGUCAUUCGUAAAGGGUUUUACGAGACCAAACAUGUUGAACACAAAGGCCAGGUGGAUUUGGUGACGGAGACUGAUAAAGGAUGUGAAGAACUCGUGUUUAACCAUCUCAAGCAGCUUUUUCCCAGUCACAAGUUCAUAGGAGAAGAAACUACAGCUGCAAACGGUGUGACAGAAUUAACAGACGAACCAACUUGGAUUGUUGAUCCUCUUGACGGAACCACAAAUUUCGUUCACGGGUUCCCUUUUGUGUGUGUUUCCAUUGGCCUUACGAUUGGGAAAGUCCCUGUGGUUGGGGUCGUUUAUAAUCCUAUUAUGGAUGAGUUAUUCACCGGUGUCCAAGGGAAAGGAGCCUUCUUGAAUGGAAAACCGAUUAAAGUGUCAGCUCAGAGCGAACUUGUAACCGCUUUGCUCCUAACAGAGGCGGGCACUAAACGAGACAGAGCUACAUUAGAUGAUACAACCAACAGAAUUAACAGUUUGUUAACCAAGGUUAGGUCCCUUAGGAUGAGCGGCUCGUGCGCACUGGACCUCUGUGGCGUUGCGUGUGGAAGGGUUGAUAUCUUCUAUGAAAUCGGUUUCGGUGGUCCAUGGGACAUUGCAGCUGGAAUUGUGAUCGUCAGAGAAGCUGGUGGACUUAUUUUUGAUCCAUCCGGUAAAGAUUUGGACAUCACAUCGCAGAGAAUUGCGGCGUCAAACGCUUCUCUCAAGGAGUUGUUCGUGGAUGCGUUGCGGCUUACAAAGGCAUGAAGUCAUCUAUUUUGUUGUGGUCACACUUCAUGAACCCAUUCAAAACCAAUAUACACUUUCUAUGAUUAGUGUGACAAAUAAAAUAUUUUGUAUUUCUCUAGAGCAAUAGACAAGGAACUGCAGUUUUUUUU